UACACAGUUGAAGGGAGAGAUGGCGGACCGUUGCCUAUGAAUAAGCAAAAAUAAGGAUGCCGAGUUGCUAAGGAAGACAACACAGCUACCCGGAGCAAAAGCAGUGCUCCUUAUUAAAGAAACCUCUGUUCUGGAUUUGUUUCUCUUAAUAUUCGGACGCCGGGGUUGCUUUUUUUUAAAUAUAUAUACAUUUAUAUAUGUAAUAAAAAGUGGUGGGCAUUUGCAUCAGAUUGUUUUCCUCACCCCAUCCAUCUCUUGUCUUGUUGGAAGGCGGCUAUGGCUGCAGAGGGGCUGCUGGAAAGUGCAGGUCACUAUAAAGCAGAGAUAGCGCGGCUGUCCCGGGAGCUGUCGGAAACCACCCAGGAGAAAAUCAGGGCUGCCGAAUGCGGCUUGGUGGUCCUGGAGGAAAAUCAAACCCUAAAGCAGCAGUAUACGGACCUGGAAGCGGAUUAUGACACCCUCAAACAAGAGCUGGAGCAGCUCAAAGAGGUAACUACACAGGCAUUUGGCCAGGCCUAUUCGAUCCAGAGGAAGGUGGCAGAGGAUGGGGAGACCCUCGAGGAAAACCUGCUGCAGGAGUCUGCCUCUAAAGAGGCCUACUACAUGAGCAAGAUCCUGGAGCUGCAAACCGAAAUGAAACAGAACAAGAGCGUCAUGUCCAACGUGCAGGCUGAGAACGAGCGGCUCAACGCAGUGCUGCAGGACCUCCGGGAGAAUAACGAGGUGCUCGAGCUGCAGAGGACUCGUAUGAAGGAUGAGAUUCGAGAGUACAAGUUCCGGGAGACGAGGCUCCUGCAGGACUACACAGAGCUGGAGGAGGAGAACAUCAUGCUGCAGAAACUGGUCUCCACCCUCAAGCAGAACCAGGUAGAGUACGAAGGGCUGAAGCAUGAGAUCAAAUGCCUGGAGGAGGAGACGGUCCUUCUCAAUAGCCAGCUGGAAGACGCGCUGCGCCUGAAGGAGAUCUCGGAGAGCCAGCUGGAGGAGGCCCUGGACACCCUGAAGAACGAGCGUGAGCAGAAGAACAACCUGCGCAAGGAGCUCUCGCAGUACAUCAGCAUGAGCGACAGCAUGUACAGCACCCACCUCAGCAUCUCCGUCGACGGGCUCAAGUUCAAUGAGGAGGCCAACAACGGCACGCCCAACAACGAGGACAAGUGCAACGGGCACGUCCACGUCCACGGCCCGCUGGUCAAGCUCAACGGAGACUACCGGGGCUCCACCUCCCGGAAAGGAGAGGCGUUGCACCCUGUCUCCGACCUCUUCAGCGAACUCAACCUCUCUGAGAUGCAGAAGCUCAAACAGCAGCUGCUACAGGUGGAGCGAGAGAAAGCCAACCUCCUGUCCAACCUCGAGGAGUCUCAAACGCAGCUGGAGCACACCAAGGGGGCUCUGACGGAGCAGCACGAGCGCAUACACCGCUUGACCGAGCACGUCAACUCCAUGAAGAGGCUGCAUAGUAACAAGGAGCUCCCGAUGGACCUGGAGACGGAAAAAUCGGCCCGCGAAGCCUCCCAGGAGGGCCACGACUACGAAGUGGACAUCAACGGGCUGGAGAUCCUGGAGUGCAAGUACAAGGUGGCCGUCACCGAGGUCAUCGACCUCAAGGCCGAGAUCAAAGCCCUGAAGGAGAAGUACAACAAGUGCUUGGAGAGCUACACGGACGAGAAGACCAAGGGGGAGAGCAAGAUCCAGGUGCUGGACGAGCAGGUGGCCAGGCUGGAGAAGACCCACAAGGAGUGCGGGGAGCGGAUCUCCUGCCUGGAGAGAGAAUUGCAGACGGUGACUGGGAUGGCCAACGAGAACCACAACACCCUCAACACAGCCCAAGAUGAGCUGGUGACCUUCAGUGAGGAGCUGGCCCAGCUCUACCACCACGUCUGCCUCUGCAACAAUGAGACGCCCAACCGGGUGAUGCUGGACUAUUACAGGCAGAGCCGAGUGACCCGCAGCGGGAGCCUAAAGGGGUCUGAUGACCCCAGGGGACUCUUAUCUCCGCGACUGGCACGCCGGGCCAUGGUGACCCCGUUGGAACACAGGAGCCCAGCGGAACAAGCUCCAAAGGACGCCAGCGAAGCCAGCAAGGAGCAAAGCCAGAGUCCCACUCGAACCCCCAUAGUUUCUCCCGUGAUAACUGCCCCGCCCUCCUCUCCCGUCACAGAAUCCAGCGACCUCCGCAAGGAGCCCAUGAACAUUUACAACCUCAAUGCCAUCAUCCGAGACCAGAUCAAGCACCUGCAGAAAGCCGUGGACCGGUCCCUCCUGCUCUCCAGACAGCGUGCAGCAGCGAGGGAGCUGGCCCCCAUGAUCGAUAAAGACAAGGAGGCGGUGAUGGAGGAGAUCCUCAAAUUAAAAUCGCUGCUCAGCACCAAGCGGGAGCAGAUAGCCACGCUGCGCUUAGUCCUGAAAGCCAACAAACAGACAGCUGAAGUUGCUCUCGCCAACCUGAAAAGCAAAUAUGAAAACGAGAAGUCAAUGGUGACGGAAACCAUGAUGAAACUCCGAAACGAGCUGAAGGCCUUGAAGGAAGACGCAGCCACCUUCUCCUCCCUGAGAGCCAUGUUUGCCACCAGCGAAUUUUCCGGGUUGGAGGGGCGAUCGAAAAUUGGCAUCGGUUUUGAAAUUUUGCUGAUCAUGGCGAACCAAAAAGCAUGGUGUGAUGAGUACGUCACCCAGCUGGAUGAGAUGCAGAGGCAGCUGGCCGCAGCGGAGGAUGAGAAGAAGACCCUGAACUCUCUGCUCCGCAUGGCCAUUCAGCAGAAAUUGGCCCUGACCCAGCGGCUGGAGGACCUGGAGUUUGACCACGAGCAGUCGCGCCGCACCAAGGGCAAGGCCACCAAGAUCAAGAGCAGCACUCCCAAAGUAAGUCGCAAGGCAGCCGGCAGUGUACCAGCGCCUGACACCGUAGGCAGCCCGCCAGCUAUCACAGGCACCCCACCUUCCCUCCUAGACAUUCCGCAGUGGACUACAGGUACUGAACCGAUCAAUGCAGGCAGUCCGCUAUGGAGCUUAGGCACUCAGCCGUUUACUGUAGAUACUCGAGCAUUGACCAAAGAGUUCACUGUAAACACAAGACUAUCUCCUGCAGACAUCCACCCAUUCACUCGCCCAUCUUCUCCAUACCCUAGGUCGCCUAUCCUAGGCCUCAGACCAUCUACCCUAGGCCGGUCUUUUGUAGACCCACCACCAUCUUCCUUAGUUACUCCUCCAUCCACCCCAGGUGCCUCCACCAUACAGACUCAGGGCUCACAGCAGUGACACAAUCUGGGGGAGAGACAGUGGUGCUGAGAGGACAGUGGAAUGCAUUUAUAUUCCCAGCUGGACCAAACCUGGAUUCGCCUUUAUGACUUUAGAUUGUUAACCAAUCCGACUUCCUCAGGGUUAGAAAAAGAAAUCGAAACAAGCAGGAAUCUGGAGAGUGUUUCAACUUUGAUUUGAAUUUUUGAUUAGAUUUUUUUUUUCGAGCGUUAGUGUGGAGAAGCCCUAUGUUACGACAGUUGUAAUAUAACCAGUUUUUUUAUGCAAACAUAAUGCACUUCAGUGCCUUAUACAGUACUGUUUUUUUUCUUUUUAAAUAACUUUUGUCCAAAACCAUAAAAUGGCUGAAUUGGUUGUCUUCAUUUAUGCUAGCACUUGUAUGCCAGUGUGAAAGUAAGUUAGAUGUCAGCCCAUAGCUUUAAUCAUUUAUAAGCAAGAAGGUAGGCACAAAGAUAGAUAUGUAAUAUCUACUAAUAACUACUAGGGCGCAGAUUGGGCUAAUGGUUUUAGAGAGAAAGGAAUAAGAGAAUGCAGGUCCUGCAGGUCACCUUAUUUACAGUGGAUAGUAAAAGCUAAUAUAUUAAUGUAGUAAAUCUUCACUUGAAUCCUGUGCUAUCCUAUGUUCAUCACAGUUUGUGGGUUAUGAAAGUAUUGGCAUGUGCAACUACUCCCAAUAUUCCAAGUAAUUCCCUUUAACAUAUGUCGGCAGGUAUUAAUUUAAACAGAAAUAAACUUAAAAAUGUGUUCAUUGUGAAAACAUUAAACAAUGCUUUCUCCAUCAUUUGCAAUCUACACAUUAAGUACCUGUCAAUAAAAACAAUCAAAAAGUCUCCUGGCAUUGUAUGACAGGGUAGCCGGGAGGAAGAGACACUCAGAACACAGAAGCUGCAGUUUCGAGCACAAAUGCGCACUUCAUUUACAAACACAGAACGGACACAAAAACACAAAAUAAAAGGCACAAGGGCCAAAACUAAAGGUCUACAAAACUCACAACAAUACAGGACGAGACAGCACAGAACACCAAACACACACCUUCACGUCUAUCACCAACAUGAAUUAUAGCCUUCCUCCUAACACCCUUGAACACCUAUUUUAUACACCUGUGGCUGGAGCCUAAUUAAUGACUUCAUCGUUCAUUCAAUUGUUGGCUCCAGCCAUGUGUUUUGACAGGAAGAAAUGUAACCCCCUCCCUGCCAACCUAAUAUCCCCCCCCCACCACACACACACACACACACACACGUACACCGGCAGGGCUUUCACUCUGCCACACUGCCACACAUUGUGAAUAAAAAUAAAAUUGUCUAACGCUUGUCAGAACCAGAUUCAUUAAAACCACAUAUAUUUUAUCUGCAAUUAUUUGUCUUACUUUUUAUGUCUGUAUUGAUAUUAAAUCAAUUUUCAUUUUUCAAUACCGUUAUUAUACAACAAAUGUUCCAAAAUAUUUAAAUACUUAGCUGAACAACAGUUAAUGCUAAAUUGCAGAACACAGUAUGUCGUUUUUUUAUGUCCACAUUUGAAACACAUUCUCUUUUCACCAUCAGUGAAUAAAUAAAAUAAAAUAAAAACAUAAAUAAAAAUAACAACAGACGUGUGAAAUGUCCCUUUCUUGUACUAAACAGAGUGAUCUUUAGCAGAAAUAUUAGCUACCUUUGAUGUAGCUAGUGUCUUUUUUGUUGAAGACAUUUUUGUGAAAUCGUGCAGCUCUAUGCAAUGUGUUCAGUCAUUUACCAGAAGCAAACUAAACCGGCUGCCAGGUUCAUAAAUGUGACAAUGCGGCAGGAAAGCAAAUGUUUGUUGUGUUUAUUUUUAAGUGCUACAAAAAUGGAUAUUUACACUAUUCUUUCAGAAAUGGGAAUUUCAAAGGGAACUACUUAUUACACGGCGAUGGGUAAAUAUCAUGGAAACCGUGAAAAAAUACAGCCUUAGUUAAAAUUAUUACCUGAUGACUGAAAAUAUGUUAAAGGAUGUUACUUAAAACCUGAGUGUUUGCACAGCCUGGGAACGAAUCAUGUCAUGUAAUGUCAUGUGUGAUUCCCCUAUGAUUCCUACAAGAAGGCAUGCAGGCAGAGCAAGGGGCAAUAUAAAAACAGUUCCCUGUAUAAAGAAUACAUUUAGCUUUCAUGAAAAGUUGUUCUUCAUAACCAGUUGUUUGAGACAAACAUAGCAAAUAGCACUGCCAGUAAGUUUACUAAAUUACUUACUGUGCAACUCAAAUGGAAAUUGAUGGAAGCAACUUUAGGGAGUAGAGAAUCAAAAACAUAUUAAAAAGGUUUUGAGACCUUAAAUUACCUCAGAGCUGUAACUCUGAUCUCUAAAUGCAAUGCAGUGCUUGGAGAUUUUUGUUUACAUAGACUGUUAAACGGCUCUGUUCUAUUGCAUGAAGUGCUAAAUGAAAUGUUUCAGUAAAAAGAAACAAAAUCUCAAAAUGUGUGACCUUAAAACCCUCUGAAUCAUAAUUACAAAUAUUGUAGAAAAACAUUUAAACCAUUGUAUUUUUUUGGUCUUUCAAAUGGAAACUUUAACAAUCAUGUUGUCAUCAUACAAACUAGAUUCAUUCGAUUUUUAUUACAUGAGUAACUUAUUUUAUUUUUUCUAACAAAAUCUUUAUAUUCCAAUCUUUAUAAGCAGAAAAGAAAAGCACACACAAUUAAGUUACUAAACCAGAAAUACAUAUAGGUCUGAUUUACAAUUAUAAAUCACGUAUGAAAAAUCAACCAAUCACUGUUUGGAUCUGUCAAAAUUCCAGUGCAUCUCAUCCUGUGUGCAGAUGUCACCCCGUAUACGGAACACACAGCACAGUUCUAAAGUUCUAGAAAAUAAAAAAUUUUAUGUUUAACAGUCGUUCCAAAGUUCGAUCCUCAUUUCUGAGAUGCCUGAUAAAUCAAUACAUUGUUUGUGGGUUCUUUUUUGUUUUAACAGAAAUAAUUUCACACAGUUUGAGCAUUGCAGUCCUCUCACCGGAAACUACAGGGCAAUAAGAAACCCCUGCACUCAGCGUAUUAACUUUAAAUUAAAAUGUAUUGCAUUGUUGACAAGGACUGACUGGGAACCUCUCCGUCCAUACGCGCUGAUGAAGUAUUAGUUAUGUCCUAAAUCUGUGUAGAGCGCAAUAUAAACAACGACAACUCCAGAACAUGAUACCUCACCUAGUCAUGAGUGAUUUUAUUGAGAGAACAGCUUCUAAUGAUUGAAUACAUUAUCAAUCAAAUAAACCUCAAAUGCAUCAGGCAUUCCUAUAAGCAAUACCAGAUUCCUGUUCACAAAGCUUUAACAGAAUUAAAAAUAAAAAAUAUAUAAUGAGAUAUAUAUAUAUAUAAACACACCUAUACUCAGAGUUUUGAUACUCAGAAAGCACCAAGUUGACAUGCUUUAAUUUCAGGUACUAUGUCAUACUUGUCUUUCCUGGACAGUGUAAUUCUCUCCAAAGAUUUCAAUACCUUCUUUCCAGUCAUUAACCAACCAACUGCCCUCCCCUAAUGACUGACAUGCUUUGCAGCCAGUGACGUUCUUUAACCUGGGAUGAAAUGACCUGGAUGAAAAUGUAACAAGACUUACCUGAAAUGAGCCAUCAAAAUUUAGAGCGUCAACAGUCUUUAAAUAAGUUGAUCCUUUGUGAAUAGAACCCAACAGAGUUCAGAUCAUUUCAAACCAACAUUUCCCAUCAAUACACCAGAAACAAUGGCAAAAUCAUUCAGCUGCUGCCUGGAAAAACAAGUGACACGUGUUUGAAGUAAACAGAAAAACUGUCUGAUCCAGCAUUGAUUGGGACCAGAAAAUUGUGCUGGAUUACAGAAGUCCUAUAAAAUCUAAUACUUUACCCCAAAUAAUAGGUAUUGAUGACAAAACUAUUUGAACCCUGGAUAACUCUAUUACAGUACAGUACAUACAGUAGAGGUACUGUCCAGCUAAACCCAGUCAGUCAAGGAUUGUAUACAUUUUUAUUAAUGUAAUGUUACUUUCAACUACUGUACUCGCUGUAGAUUAGUUACAAAGUUGCAUAUAAGCGAGGCAAGUAUAAUGUGCUAAUUGUCAGUAAAGAGUACGUUAUCAGAACAGCUUUUUAGGACUCAGAAUACCUCAGCCUGCUGACAAGCUCAUGUUAAAAGCAGAGUGUGGAAAACACAAAACAGACACAACCAAGACCCUAACCUUAAAGAGCAAUUUGGUAGGGGUCUGAAAUAUUACAUGUAUCUUAAUGAAUUCUUCUUCGUGUUUAGAUUCACUUUGUGUUUCAGUCAUCACAUCCUGAAAGUUUAAAGCACUCAUGUGACCUGCUCUCAGCAGCAUGUCUGGACUACGUUCAUCAGAAACACCACAGUGUAACCAUUACCCUGUCCUCCCGCAACACUGCCCCUAGUGAAUGUAAGACAUGCAACGCUUGCUUUAAAUGAAGUAGUACUUACACCCACUAGCAGAGUUCCAGCGGGACGGGUUAAUGGGUACACUCUAGUGUGCUCUGGAGUUUAGACAUGAUUCUGAGCGCUCUACUCAGACCACAGCUGGGUCUUAAGAAGCAGCCAGGAUGUGAUAAGUGCAACAGAAAACGAUACACAACAUUAAUCGUACCCAUACCAACUAGCUCAAAGACUCUUUGUGCCAGAUCCUUCAAACCAGGGUUCUGAUAAUUAGCGUGUUUAGAGAAAAGUGAUUAACAGUGUUUCUGAAAUACCUACAGGCAAGAGCGCUGAGAUUAGAAGACUUCGAAAAAUACUCUGCGGAGAAUCUUAACAAACUGCUGUGUGAGUUUCACCAUACAAGUUUGACUUCCAAACUUGUUUUCUCUAUUUGGAAGGGCAUAGUAUAUAUAAAAUAAACAGACAUGGACUGCUGUGCUUUGGGUUAUAGUGGAAAAACUGUAAAGCGCAGGUUAAUCCGCAUUUAAAGAAGAAUAGAAUGCAGCUUUAUGAUGGCCUGUGAAAUUCCCAGAUCCAAUUCAAUCAGUCUUCCAGUCAUAGACAGACAUGCACCAAACAAAAAGGUCAAAAUCUUUUGUUAACAUAACGUGUAUAUAUAUACUAUGGGGCAUACAAAACCAUGUAAGAACAGGGUAAUAACUGUAACUACCAAUGUUAUCUUUUCUUACACAGCCUCUACUGGUGCAAUAAGGGUUUCAUUACAUGGGGAUACUGUACUGCGUCUCUGGAUAUCGUAAUAGAACAAGGAAGAUGUAUUGUUUGAUUGACUCAAGCAUUACAAGAUUUUAGCAGGGAUUAUUGCUAUUAUUUUAUACAAAUGUAAAAUAUGAAUAAUACAUACAGAUACAGAUGUAAUUUGGUAAAAUUGUAAUAAUCUUAUUAAUAUAAUAAUCUGUGUCAGAUCUUUUAAUAAUGUCGCUCUUUAGCUCUAUAUUAAUCCUGCUAGGCGUUCUUAAUCUCUGCUGGGGUUUCCCCCAGAGGUGAAUUAAUUAACGUUACUACAUUCAAUAAAAAUACAAUGAAAUGAAGACUGCAGAAAAGCAGAUUUAUACAUUUUAGGGCAGCGUUAUUAAGAUCUGCUACUAUUUAGAUCUAGACAGCUUUAUGAUAUUAGCGUUUCAUCAAAAACAGGUUUGAGUUCCAUUAAGAUCAUAAUAAUAUUAGAAAACAAGGUGCUGUGAACAUAGGCUAUAUACAUAUUAAGUAUCAAUGCAAUGUGUUAUAGAUUAUAUAUUAGAUUUCCCACUAUAAAUCAAGUACAGUCCAUAUUUGUACAAUUAAACAAUAAGAUAUAACCCACUAUACACAUAUAUUUACAAUAAGAAAGUAUUGUGCUAUAGAGCCCCCCUUUUCUGUUUAAGAUCUUGUAAUUCUUUGCUCUGUAAUGCAGAGUUUUUAAAUGUAGUGCUAUAGAUUACUGCUGCUUCCUGGUACCUGUGCUGCAGUUAAAACUCACUCCAAAAGUGGAGCUGCAAUCAGGCUGUGUGCUGUACAGCAAAGCAGUAGGGUGUAGCAGUUUAUCUAUAGCCUUGCAGUUUGAAAUACUUGCAUAUCCCAAAUGAACGCUGAAGAAACAAAUGCUUCUUAGCACAGUAAAAAAGAGGGGCCAGUAAUAAUGUUAAUAAACCAAAUAAGAGUUAAGGGAUAGUAAAGCAUUGGUUUGAUGAAUUCAUAAAAUGUUAUCUUUAACAAAAGUUAGAUUUCACUCAUCAAAACUAACACUUAUUUUUCCAUUGCUUUGAUGCCACUCUUUCACUUGAUUAAGUGAAAUCGUGUGACCGAAGAACACGUACAGUCGGACACUGCCUUUUAGAGUUUGUAGUUCCUUCAUGAGCAAUAAUAAAAGGGUUAGUGAUCAUUAUUUUAAAAACCAAGGAGAGAAAGGUAGCUGGUAUGUUUUGUGAGUCAUUAUACUGGACCGUUAUCCUGUGCAUUAGGAAGGCAGUGUAAAUGUGCUUGUAUUUAUAAGAACCAGUGGAAAACGGGACACCUGCUUACAUGCUUUUUCAUGUUUAUUAUUAUUUUAUUAUUGAUACAAAUAUAUAUGUACAUUGUUUAAAUAAACGUUAAUUUUUAUCAUAGUAGUAAAAUACAGUCAUUUUACUCAAAAUGAAAUGUGCAUUUGUUCAAGUUCCGAUCGAUUUGAGCAGAAUAACAUUUAAACCAGUUGACUGUAGAGAUCCCUGCUCUUCUCCCUCUGCCACUUCUAAAGGUAACACCCUCCGAAAAAAGAACAUCUUGAAAUGUUACCCCAGGCCUGAAAUCGUUGAUCUCAAAUGACAUUCCAUUUAAGAAUUAUUUUGUAAUUCAUUGUAGCCACAGUUUAGAAUCCAUAUGGACUGCUGACCAUUGUAUCUGCAGUAACGAUGGCUUUAAUAAACUAGGAAUGUUUCCUCGUUUUACUGGCUGCAGCUCAACUGCCCUCCCAACCUGUAACCACAGUCUCUGCUUUAUGAAUGUGUCAAACUGUUCCUCCACCCCCAUGUAAACAUCCAUCACCGGCACACACUUGCACAGAUGCUGUCUAACUAUAUUUUAUCCCAGAUUAUGAAUGCACUUCCCCUUCAGCUAAACAGCUCUCAAGUUUGUUAAAACAUGAAUCCUGUGGUAUAAUGAUGAUUGUGGUACAGCAUAUGUAUUUUUUUCUAUGAAGGACCAGACAGGGAAGUGAAUGUACGUAGGAAAAUGGAGAACAACGAUUUUGUAAAAACAGAAUCAACUAGGAGAUCCGAUACUGUAGUAGCAAUCUACUGUUAUGUAGCUGUUUAAAUGUACAUUGUGUUUGUAUAUAUGUGUGCAUAGUGGCUGUAUCUGUGUUGUCUCUGUGUAAUAUGCAAAGGAAAUAAUACAUUUUGAGACUUACGGUACACAA
Acipenser ruthenus (sterlet) is the source of this 10545-nucleotide messenger RNA. RefSeq names its product protein bicaudal D homolog 1-like. Gene Ontology annotation, biological process: protein localization to organelle; microtubule anchoring at microtubule organizing center; regulation of microtubule cytoskeleton organization. Gene Ontology annotation, cellular component: Golgi apparatus; cytosol. The transcript has 8 exons. The record is from RefSeq and is a predicted model, not a curated record. The coding region runs from base 277 to 3258 and encodes 993 amino acids. Gene Ontology annotation, molecular function: dynein complex binding; dynein intermediate chain binding; cytoskeletal adaptor activity. NCBI's taxonomy places the organism in Eukaryota, Metazoa, Chordata, Actinopteri, Acipenseriformes, Acipenseridae.